Papaver somniferum (opium poppy) is the source of this 1029-nucleotide messenger RNA. RefSeq lists its product as uncharacterized. NCBI's taxonomy places the organism in Eukaryota, Viridiplantae, Streptophyta, Magnoliopsida, Ranunculales, Papaveraceae. The record is from RefSeq and is a predicted model, not a curated record. The transcript is spliced from 5 exons. Bases 78 to 602 code for a protein of 174 amino acids.
AGAAAAACCUAUUACAGACUAACCUAUUACAGUAUCCACGAUCAAAAUCAGGAAAAACUUUCAAUUCAGGGUAAGAAAUGGCAAUUCCACUUCCACCCAUGAGUAAUGCUGCUGCUACUACUCCUACAAAAAGAGAUGGAAUUUAUGUAGCAGCAAUGCCUUUGAGAGCUUCAAAAGGACCUGCUCAGAUUAUAAUGUCACUAACUUACUCUCUUAAUCUUUGGGAUUUACAACAUUACAUGGUUAUCAUCAAACCUAAUUCACCUCAACCUCAAUCUCAGGCUUUUGUUUUUGAUUUUCAACCUCAAGAUCCUGAGAACAUAAAUGUAGCAAUUUCUGCAUUAUCAGGAAGACGAGUACCAGGAGCUUUGCUAGUGAGAAAGCUUGCUAAACUGCCUAAUAGAAAAUGCUGGUUUGUGGGAUAUUCAGGUGUGGAUAGCGUAAGUGGAGCAAAUAAAUUCAAUGAGGUUUGGGAGGCUGAUUUGAGGAUUGGCCUGCACGACUGCCGUGAUUACACUAACGAGUUGGUCGAGUGCCUCAUUGGUGAGAAGCAAGUUUUGGAGCGUCUAAGGGGAUCCUUGGAUGCCUUCCAAGAACUAUAACCGGCUUGGGGAGGAUGUCAUGUUGUUGCCAUUUAGGUGCUAAAUUUCUAUGGUUCCUAAUGACGUAAGGUCCAGACUCGUCAUAUUGUUCAAAUUUUGGCUCCGUUAUGCCUGAUUUUGUAGGAUGCUGAUAUAAUCUAUCUGGGGUAGCACAGUAACUUGAAGCUAACUUGAAGUUUUCGUCUUCGGACACAGUGAAAUUUAAAAUCAGUAUUAAGUUCACCAUCACCGUUCAGUGCUUGUAUUUUGAGGUUGUAGUCUUUGCUUGUUGGUUUAAUAUCAGACACUGGAUUAUUUGAUUAGAUGUUGGAGUAAGGCAAAUCAAUUAUAGCUGGAGACACUUUCCUUCAAUUAUGUCUAUCAAGUUGUUGCUUUCUGCACUAGUAUUUGAGAUGAGUAGUGGCAAAUAUACUGGUUUCCCUUUCUG